AUGGCCAAGGGCAAGAACAAGGACGCCGAGUCCCGAGGGAAGCCUGUGAAGCAUGCUGGUAAGCAUAGCAGACGCACGGAGACGAAGCAGUACACUGCGAAGAACGACAAGUUCCACACUAAGCUGGCGAUGUGGGACUUUGACCAUUGUGAUCCAAAGCGUUGUUCAGGCAAGAAGCUGGAGAGGCUGGGGCUGAUCAAGAACAUGCGUGUGGGCCAGAAGUUCCAAGGUAUAGUUGUUUCACCGAAUGGACAAGGUGUUGUGUGUCCCAAUGACCUGGAGGUUGUUGAGCAGAACGGAGUGGCAGUGGUGGAGUGUUCGUGGGCCAGGCUGGACGAGAUUCCGUUCAAUAAGAUCGGCGGCAAACAUGAGAGGCUAUUGCCCUACCUCGUAGCUGCCAACCAGGUGAACUACGGAAGACCGUGGAAGUUGAACUGUGUUGAGGCCAUUGCCGCCUGCCUGGCGAUUGUAGGACAUGUUGACUGGGCAGAGGACCUUCUGAGCAACUUUUCAUGGGGGUUAGCGUUUUUGGAGAUCAACAAGGAGCUGCUGGAGUUGUACCAGCAGUGCACGGACUCUGCGAGUGUAAAGAAAGUGGAGGAAGAGUGGCUGGAGAAGUUGCAAGAGGAGGUUAGGCAGAGGAAGAUGCACAACAAAGAUGAGGAUAUAUGGGAAAUGGGCAACGUUAAUCGCAGAUACAGUAGCGAUGAUGAUGAUGAGGAGGAGGAGGAGGAGGAAGAAGAAGAGGAUGGAGAGAACAGCGAGGUGCAAUAUGACUCUUUGGGGAACAUAAUAGAGAGGGAGCCAAAGUAUGAUUCAUUGGGGAACAUAAUAGUGAACGAGAGUGAAGAGGAGGAGGAGGAGGAGGAAGACCAAGUACUUCCUGAGUCCUUGGAGGGCUUACAAAUCGCACAAUGA
Messenger RNA from Williopsis jadinii, 918 nucleotides. RefSeq names its product ribosome biogenesis protein TSR3 (gene TSR3). Lineage: Eukaryota; Fungi; Ascomycota; Saccharomycetes; Phaffomycetales; Wickerhamomycetaceae. Gene Ontology annotation, molecular function: rRNA small subunit aminocarboxypropyltransferase activity. Gene Ontology annotation, biological process: maturation of SSU-rRNA. The transcript has a single exon. Bases 1 to 918 code for a protein of 305 amino acids. The record is from RefSeq and is a predicted model, not a curated record.